Messenger RNA from Coregonus sp. 'balchen', 6096 nucleotides. The record is from the annotation of a GenBank genome assembly. NCBI's taxonomy places the organism in Eukaryota, Metazoa, Chordata, Actinopteri, Salmoniformes, Salmonidae.
AUGUCAUCUCUCCCACGCACUACAACCCGUACUACAGACGGCUCACCUUCGACGUGACCUCCAUGGAGAAGAAUGCCUCUAACCUGGUCAAGGCUGAGCUACGCGUCUUCCGCCUCCAGAACCCCAAGGCCCGCGUGUCUGAACAGAGGAUCGAGCUGUACCAGGUAAACCUCCCUUCUGUCCUCAUCUCUAACCAGGUUUCCAUCCAAUAUUUUAUUUUUAUUUGGUAUUAUUAUUGGUAUUUUACCCCCUUUUUCUCCCCAAUAUUGAUCAUGUGUCAUCACUGCAACUCCACAAUGGGCUCGGGAGGCGAAGGUCCAGUCAUGCGUCCUCCGAAACAUGACCCGCCAAACCAUGCUUCUUAACACCCACCCACUUAACCCGGAAGCCAGCCGCACCAAUGUGUCGGAGGAAACAUUGUUCAACUGACGACCGAGUCAGCCUGCAGGCGUCCGGCCGCCACAAGGAGUCGCUAGAGCGCGAUGAGCCAAGUAAAGCCCCCCCCGGCCAAACCCUCCCCUAACCCGGACGACGCUGGGCCAAUUGUGCACCGCCCUAUGGGACUCCCGAUCACGGCCGGUUGUGAUACAGCCUGGGAUCGAACCAGGUCUGUAGUAACGCCUCUAGCACUGCGAUGCAGUGCCUUAGACCGCUGUGCCACUCGGGAGGCCAAUUCAACCUUUUUAUGUGAGUAAAGUACAUGUUGGAUAAAACAUUUUACGACCAGCCUGAUGGAAACAGAACAUUUGUCGGUAAACUUUCCAAAUGUAGACUAAACAAAGUACGCUAGACAAGGUGGCAUCUUUUUGUGUCAGUAUAAUUAAUUAUGCGAGAAAUGUCGGUGGAAAUGCUAUUAUUCACAAAUAUUGAUAUAAUAACCAUCAUAUCGAAGUAAACUUGGAGUCACGCGAUGACAUGUUGUGUGGUACUCCCACUACGACUUGUACGGAAAGCAUGCAGUUUAUUAGGCUACAGAUUAAAUAAAUUAUGAUGAACUUCACAGGUUGGAGAAAGUGCAAGGUGAUGAGCUUGAUGCUCCUUUCCAAUAAAUAUCGAGGGUCUUAUUUUGGUGACAUGAUCAUCGAUGCUUGGCUGCCGUUUGACAAAUAAAUAAUAAUCUCAUCAUGUAGGCUUUAGGCCUAACCGCACUGUAUCUGUGAGCUGUUGGCUAGAGCGCACAUGCCAAUACCAGAGUUGGCACACUCGCUAUAUAAAGCAACAUUGUUUGUGAGAAAACCAUCAGUAGAGUUGAAAAUGCAAUGGAAACCCAUUGAACUUGUAUUUUUUAUUUGGUACAUGGGAAUUUAACCGCAAAAGGUAUUUUUAUGUGCACUAUGUCAUCACGCACAGCUUUUUAUCUACAACAAGUCAAUUUGAUGGAAACACAUCUCUGGUGGGAAAAUGUGCAUAUUGUUUUUAUGUGGAUUUUAGAAUAUUCGCAUGAAAAUCUGUAGCCAGUUGGAGGAAAACCUAGUUGAUUAACCACUCUGAGCUGGAUCUAGUGUCAUUUCCACUUAAGGUCAAAACAGACCAUGCCAGCGAUUGGUUAAAAGCAGUGAGUGGCCAUCGUAUCACCUCUAACCACAGAACAACUGCUGUCAUUUUCUGUUAAUUUCCCGACGAUUCUACAUGUGCAAUCGCCACCGUUCAUCGACACCCAGCAGGUGAUUUACUAUGCACGGCUGAUGUACAUUAUGGUGUGUAUUUUCCUUUAGUCUUUACUCAACCACUCCAUACUAUAUACAUACUGUGUCUCCAUUGGCACACCUGACACAGCAUGAAUAAUACUAUGGUGGUAUUCCACAAAGAUACCACUUUUUGUUUUAAUCCCCUAUAUUUUACCACUUCAGACCAGUGUGAAAUAGAUGACUAAAUGCUUACCACUAAAUUACUAUAUGCCAUACUUGAGCGUACAUGCGUGCACACACACACACACACACACACACAUUAUGAAGCUCAGCAUGGGCCUGUUAGUAAUGUGUGAGUCGGUAGUGUCGGGAGCCGGGCGGCUCAUGGAUCAGUCCAGCGUUAUUUGUGAGUGGAGAGAGGAGUGUGGAAUGCAGAGCGGUGAUUUAGACCCGGUGCUGAGUCUCCGGGGGCUGCGCUCCAGCCCAGCCAGCCCAGCGUCUACUGCCUCCACACAGUGUAGGGCCUUCGGCACCAGCCCAUUCCCAGGGCGUGGUAGUGUUUAUGUCCAGCCAGGGGAAUGACAGGUGGCCUAAACACAGCUCAACAUGGAGGAUUUUCUCACGCAAACACAGGCGAUUGAAAGCGUGUGAGGGAGGAUGAAUAGAGCCGGUGCAACCAGAGAGAGUUUCUCCAAGGAGAUCAACUGAUAACCUUCAGUAAUACAUUCAAGUCGUGUUGUACAUGAACUGGACACCCAAAACCUUAUGCAGAUACAGAGUGGAAUUUAGCCUAUCAUAAUUAUGUAUUUUUCAGAGAUACAGUGAUACUAUACAUUAUCGAGUGGAAAGGUUUUCUCUUUGCCAUGACUGUUGAGGAGUGAUCGGGCCCUGAGAUGGUUCACUCACCAGGGCCUAGUGAAGACUAGCCAGGGCCUAGAGGAAAGAUAGCUAGGGCCUAGAUAUGUUGAAGUAAGUAGCCAUCCAGGUAGAUCGGCCCCCAUCUCUGUCUCUCAUCUCAAGAGUCUCUGUAGGCUUACUUUUCAGAGGUUUUGACUGGUCUCAACCUCUCUUUCCUCUCUCUCUCUCUCUCGCUCUCUCUCUCUCUCUCUCUCUCUCUCUCUCUCUCUCUCUCUCUCUCUCUCUCUCUCUGCCUCUCUCUCGCCUUUCCCCUACCUCUUCUCCCUCCCUCUCUCGCUUCUCUCGUUAGGCUUCCCUGUAGUAGCAGUAGAUCUCAGUGGUGUAGCAGACAGUGGUGGAGUAGAGGAGCAGUGUUUUUCACAUUAAGGAGAGCAUGGCCAACAUAAAUACAUGGUUAUGAAGGACAGCAGAAUAACAACGCUCUGUCCGGCAUCUGUUUCCGGCCCAGCUUGGCUCCUCCUAGACCUGCUCAAUCAAUCAGGGAGAGGGGGAGACUGGGGGGACAGGGGGGACCACUACCAGACCCAAGUAACUGAACCAGGAGCGACUUCUGGGACACUUACCAGAGUUUCCCUCCAGGUUGUUCUCGUACAUAGGACUUGUGUUGUGCAUGUGGACUCACACGUGCGCUUGAUGUGUUUCCACAGAUUUUGAGUCACAAGGACUUGGCGUCCCCGACGCAGCGCUACAUCGACAGCAAGGUGGUGCGCACGCGCACGGAGGGGGAGUGGCUGUCUUUUGACGUGACAGAGGCAGUCAGUGAAUGGUUGCUUCACAGAGGUAGGACGUGGAGGUUUUGACCUCCUAUACUACAGCUGAAUCACUGAUCAUACGUGAUGCUGAAAUCUCAUUGGCCUGUUGUGGAUGAACAAUCCUGUCUAUUUUUCCCCCCAGACAGAAACAGUGGAUUCAAGAUCAGCUUGCACUGUCCGUGCUGCACAUUUGUGCCCUCAAACAACUACAUCAUCCCCUAAUAAGAGUGAGGAGCUGGAAACCCGCUUUGCAGGUAUGUAUUGGACAGGAUAUGUGUGUUACUCUACAGGUAUACAGAUGCUAUCUUAAUUUGACCAGUUUCUCACAGCAGGAAAAUAAUCCUGCAGCAACAGGACAUUUGAAUUAUUAUGGACAUUUUUGAAGGGGUUGAUACAUUUUUUGUUCGGGCAAAUCAAGUCUGACAUUUUAAAGUGCAAAUUACAAACUUUAGAAGCCUUUUUAAACCUUGAACACUACAGUUUUCAUUUCCUGGUGCGCAGGAAAAUUCUCUGCGACAACAGAGUGGUCAAAUUAAGGUAGAACAUCUGUAAAUUGAGAGGUAAAGGCAGUACAUUGUAUUUUACUUGUAUUCAUAUGUAGCUAACUGACAUUAAUAGUUAUGCAACAAUGUGUUUGGCAAGAAGUGCAGUAAGUAGCAGAUAUGCAGUUUGUGUGAUUCACUGGUACAGAUGAUAUUGGUUGUGUCCCAAAUGGCACACUAGUUACUAUAUUGUGCACUACUUUUGACCAGAGCCCUAUGGGUCCUACACAGAUGUUCUAUCUUAAUUUGAUCACUCUGUUGUCGCAGAGAAUUGUCCUGUGCAGCAGUAAAUGCACAUUUUAGUGUAUUCAAGGUUUUAAAAGGCUUCAAAAAUAUGUAAUUUCCACUUUUUAAUGUCACACUUGAUUUGACAUUGUAUGAACAUGAUGGAUAUUGAUGAUAUGUAUGUGUAUGAUUGACAGGUAUAGAUGACAGCUUCCACCACAGCGGAGACCUGAAGGUGUAUAGGAAGCGGCGCCACAGCGCCCAGGCUCCCCACCUGCUCAUGAUGCUGCUGCCCUCCUACCGCCUGGAGUCCCAGCACAAGAGCCACCGCUCCAAACGAGCCCUGGACGCUGCCUUCUGCUCCAGGUACUGACCCCUACUGACUCCACUCUGCUGGCGGGAACUCAACACACACACAAGCAUGUGCGCAUGCACACACACACACACCUAAUAGAUACUGUACAUACCUAGUAAAUAGUUACCUUCUCUGUCAGCAGCUCACCCUCUCAGUGACACACAUACACACUUGGCAAUUGUUCUUAUUGCAGAACUCUCUCCGCUCACAGCUAUGCAUGUAUUCACUCUCUCUUACAAACACACCCACACACACACAUACAAACACACACACGUGUGGCUCCCACAGAACCGUAUCCAUCCCUCACUCCUAACGCUCUCUGUCUUCCUACACACAGAAAUGUCCAGGAUAACUGCUGCUUGCGGUCGCUCUACAUCGACUUCAAGAAGGAUCUGGGCUGGAGGUGGAUCCACGAGCCCAAGGGCUACAACGCUAACUUCUGCGCCGGGGCCUGUCCCUAUCUAUGGAGCGCUGACACACAGCAUUCCAAGGUGAGAAUUCAAGGGUCAAAGGUUAAAUAAUCCAAAGGGAUUGGUUUAGAGCCAGCAGAGGUCUGAGUGGUGGUGUAGAGCAGUGGUGAGAGUAGCAGUGUGGAGUAGCGGUCAUUGUGGCAGCAUUGUGCAGUAGAGUUCUUCUGUAGAUCGUCUCAUUCCUCUGUAGAGUCUGAAAUAAGAAAAGUAUUGGCCCUGUACUGUUUCAUUCAGGGUCACCUCUAGCCCUGGUUUCAUUGGCUCUGUGUUUCAUUGCGAUAAAGAGAUCAUUUUUAUUUUAUUUAAUAGUUUCAAGCAGCACUGGUCAAAGACCAUUGCCUUUGUCAACAUCAAGCCUCAUACUUUACCUCUGUGUGUGAUUCUUCACUUCAGGUGCUAGGCCUGUACAACACCAUCAACCCGGAGGCGUCAGCAUCGCCCUGCUGUGUGUCUCAGGAUCUGGAGCCUCUCACCAUCCUCUACUACAUCGGCAAGAACCCCCAAGAUAGAGCAGCUCUCCAACAUGAUCGUCAAGUCCUGCAAGUGCAGCUAGGGAACUGUUACAAGGCAACACACAUUCAGUCAUACACAUUCAUACACACGUGCAUAUUCAGUCACACACAUACCCACUUGCAUACACACACAUUCAGUCACACACACAUGCAUACACAUAUGCACAUGUGUAUGCACCUAGCCACCCACACACACACACACACACACACAUACACACAUUCUUCGACAAACACAUACUGUACAUUCACACAGUCAGUCACACUAUCACUCACCUGCACUAUUGUACAGACAUAUUUGAUCUCCUACAAGCAAGUUGAAAAGGUGCUGAGCAGGUCUAGGUACAGAAAACAUGUCUCCCGAAACAACCAUACACACACACACACACACACACACACACACACGGGCGAACACACACACACACACACACAGCUGUGGCUUUUGUACAGGCGUGCCUGUGUUUUUGUGUUUAGAAAGGCCCUGUCAACAUGCCUCACCUCACACACUUGUCACACAAAGACGCAAGAGUAUGACAAACACUGGAAAAAAGUAUAAGUGUCUAUAUGUGAAAUAAUACGUCUGAGAAACAAAGACGACCCCCCCGUUUUCAACAUUCAAAGCCAUCUCCUUGUUUUUGUUUGUCUCGUUUUUGCAUCCUUUUGAAACGAUUGUAAUUUUCUAUUUUGUUUAGAUUUC